UUCUUCUUACACAUUGAUUACGGUAAAAUCUUAUCUACAGUCACAAUCCAAAUGGAAGAAAAUUGCUCUUCUGCAUUUCAUUCGAUUAUCGGAAUUCAAACUCUAUUAGCGAACUUUGGAUCUGUUGAGGCCCCAAGCUACAUUAUUCAGCAUAUCAUUCUUUUGUUCAAUUAUUGCUGAAUAAGAUUUGUGAUAUAUGUCAUAUUUGGUUUAGGUUACAAUCACUUGAAAGGAGCUUGAGUUAAGAAAACAUCUAGCAAAACUUGAAGAUGAAAGAGAUCCAUACGGUUGUUAUGUUCGUCAAGUGAAACAUGCAAUGCCAACAAAUAUUGAUGCGGAAACUAUGGAAGAAUUGUUUAAAUAUGCUGUUUUAAAAUAUGGGGAUAAAAACUGUUAUGGAAUACGAGAGGUUUUAGGAGAAGAAGAAGUAGAAAUAAAGCCAGGAAAAUUUUUAAAAAAACUAAAUCUCGGAGAAUAUAAGUGGCUUUCUUUUAAAGAAGUAAAUGAAAGAGUUGAGCAUGUUGCCAAAGGAUUGCUCUCAAUUGGUGUAACAUCAAAAAAACCCAUUGUUAUUCUAGCUGAAACGAGACUGGAAUGGCUUUUAACCGCACAAGCUUGUUUCCGAAUUAAUGUUCCAGUUGUGACGUUAUAUGCAACUUUAGGAGAAGAAGGUAUUGUUCAUGGCAUGCGAGAAACUGAAGUCUCUCAUAUCAUUACUUCAUCAGAUUUGUUGCCAAAAUUAAAAAAUGUUCUACCUCGAGUUCCAAAUGUUACUCAUUUAGUUUAUAUGGAAAGUUCGACAAAAAAGUCUACUGAAGGUAUACCAAAACAUGUAAAUUCACUGCCGUUUUCACAGCUUGAAAGUAAAGGGAAAGAAUCUAAAGACUCUUCUGAAGCAAGUUUUUCUCCACCUAAAUCUGAGGAUAUGGCGAUUCUUAUGUACACAAGUGGAUCAACUGGUAUUCCAAAAGGUGUAAUGAUUACUCAUAAGAAUAUUUUAACAACUGUAAAAGGAUUUGCUGAACUCAUGAAUAGUCCAUCUUUGCAACUGAAACCCAGUGAUACAUAUAUUGCUUAUUUACCUGUCGCACAUGUCCUAGAGCUUGCAGCAGAAUGCUAUUUGAGUACAUUAGGAGUGGCGAUUGGAUUUUCAUCAGCUCAGACUUUAACAGAUUUUAGCACUGCUGUAAAAAAGGGACAAAAAGGAGAUAUUUCAAUACUUAAGCCAACUUUGUUUCUUACUGUGCCACUAAUUCUAGAUCGUAUUCGAAAAAGCAUUAUUCAACUAGCAGGCAAAGAUGAUACCUUUAAGAGACUGAUGUUUGACUUCGCCGUUGAAUAUAAAAAUUUUUGGGAUGCUAAGGGGUUUCAAACCCCUCGAUUAAAUAGAAAUUUGCUACAGACUUAUAAAGACUUCAUGGGCGGAAACCUACGAAUAAUGUGUUGCGGCAGUGCACCUCUUUCACCAGAUACUCAAAGAUUUAUUCGAUCUGUUUUGAAUGUUAAUGUCAUUCAAGGGUAUGGAUUGACAGAAUCAGUAGCAUCUGCUACUGGAAUGGACUGUGAGGAUUAUAGUGUUGGAAGAGUUGGUGCACCUUUAUCGACUUGUAGAUUACGUCUUGUGGAUUGGAAAGAAGGAAACUAUCACGUUCUGGAUAAACCUAAUCCACGAGGUGAGGUCAUAAUAGGAGGGGAUGCAUUGACUUUAGGUUACUUUAAAAAUUCUAAACAAACAAUGGAUUCCUAUAAAAUUGAAGGAGGUGAACGCUGGUUCUACACUGGGGAUAUUGGUGAAGUUUUUCCUGAUGGAACACUAAAAAUUAUUGAUAGAAAGAAAGAUCUAGUAAAGUUGCAAUUCGGCGAGUAUGUAGCUUUGGGGAAGAUAGAGGCCGAGCUCAAAACUUGUCCACUAAUUGAAAAUAUUUGUGUAUAUGGAAAUAGCUUUCAUACAUACAUUAUUGCUCUUGUUAUUCCUUCUCAACUCGAGUUAAAACGCUUAGCACAAGAACUAGGAAAAGAGGAUUUAACUUUUAAGGAGAUGUGCGCGGACGAAGAGAUUACAAAUUUAGCAUCUGAAAGAAUCCGAGAAUACGGCAAGCAAUGUCGCUUGUUUGGAUCUGAAUUACCAAAUAAAAUAAGACUUUGCCACGAAGAAUGGAGCCCUGAGUCUGGCCUAGUCACAGCUGCUUUUAAGCUACGAAGAAAAGAUAUAGAAAACCAUUAUAAAUCGGUGAUAGAUAGUAUGUACUCAAAGAGCAAUGACAAAGGAACUAGCUCAACAUGAUCUACGUCAACUUGUAAGAUUGCAGAAUUUUGACGCCAUCUAUUGCUUCAUUAUGAUCAAACUCAAUGGAAACACAUCAAUAUUUUUCAAGAGCAUUUACAAGUUAAAUUUGCUUAUUUUUCACGAAAAGUUUUUAAACAGACUGACUAUAAACAUUGCCUUUAAAUUUUUAAUAUCAUUUUACAUUAUUCGUACGUCUCAGUUAUGUAGAACUACAUGUUAAAAACAAAAAAUAUUGCCAUGGAUUUUUCUAUCAGUUUUAAGAGUUAAAAUAAAUGUUUCUUAGUUUUACGCUCUGCACUAAAUUUUAAUAUUCAUUCUUAAAUAUUUAUGUUAUAAUCCUAAAAGGUAAGUAUUAACAAGAUGGCACGACUUCUAUAUUUAUUUCCAGGAGACAGCAUUAAGGAUCGUGUUUUGAAAAUACUCUGCCUAAAGUUUUUUUUUUACUAUGACAAAAGUUGAAAAAAUGUGUUUUUUAAUAAGCCUUUAAAGACAUAAAAGCAAUCGUUUUAAAUUCUUGAUUUAUAUUUUAUUGCAAUAAAUUUUUAUAUUCAUGUAGUUUCAA
Molecule: messenger RNA, 2849 nt
Organism: Parasteatoda tepidariorum (common house spider)
Lineage: Eukaryota; Metazoa; Arthropoda; Arachnida; Araneae; Theridiidae
Product: long-chain-fatty-acid--CoA ligase 4
Biological process (GO): neuron differentiation; long-chain fatty-acyl-CoA metabolic process; long-chain fatty acid metabolic process
Cellular component (GO): lipid droplet; plasma membrane; endoplasmic reticulum
Molecular function (GO): palmitoyl-CoA ligase activity
Source: RefSeq, a predicted model, not a curated record